This is a messenger RNA of Pseudocercospora fijiensis CIRAD86, 3600 nucleotides long. RefSeq names its product calcium permease family membrane transporter GPCR family. Gene Ontology annotation, cellular component: membrane; endomembrane system. Gene Ontology annotation, biological process: intracellular calcium ion homeostasis; calcium ion transmembrane transport. NCBI's taxonomy places the organism in Eukaryota, Fungi, Ascomycota, Dothideomycetes, Mycosphaerellales, Mycosphaerellaceae. The transcript has 3 exons. Gene Ontology annotation, molecular function: calcium:proton antiporter activity. The record is from RefSeq and is a predicted model, not a curated record. Bases 1 to 3600 code for a protein of 1199 amino acids.
AUGGCCGACGACAGCGCUUCGACCGACGAGAGAUCGUACUCAAUAGGUGUGCAUGACUACGCUGCCGUGCCCUCCAACACCACCACCGCCGCCCCCAAUACGCGCCGCACCUCGGUGUCUUCCGCCGGCACCAUGAGUCGCAAUCAAGAGCAGCAGUCGAGCUACGCUAGCAUGCAAGCCUCCCAAGGAAGUUUGUCACAAGCCGACAGUACCCUUCGACGACCGAGAGCUCGACAAGACUACGGCUCGAUGCAUGGGAGCUCCAGUGGAGGCGGAGGUGGAACUUCUAGCAGACUAACUCCACAAGUGACACAACAACCCCCCAAACGACCCACGGCCGGAGGACGGAAAGUGUCGACGCAAGCACCACACCGAGGCGAGAUAUUCUCCGUUGACGACGAUGCGAACGAAGUCGAAGAAGAUACUCGCCAGCACCGGAGUCAUUCGAAAACCGAUGUACACCGCGAACGCGAUCGGGAACGACCGUUGCGGCGGAGGGAGAGUACCGUGAGGAGGCGCGGACCUCCACCGACACCUUCUCUCCCGAGAGUCGAAAGUCAAGAAGAUGAGGAGGAAGCAGAGGCAACAGGCGCAGACAGUGCAACCAUUGCAGCCAAGAAAGCUCCGUCAGUGACCCAAGACGCUGGCGAGCCGAGCUCAGAAGACACGCUGCAAGGAGAGGAGGAAGAAGAGGAAGAGACACCAUCACCUGACGAAGACGAUUCUGCAGACUUGAGCGACGCUGAGAGCUUCACACUCAAAGACCGACAAGAGGCUAUCAACGAAACACAUCCGUUCGGAAUUCGAAUAUGGAAACCAGCGCUCUACAAAAAGAGUCGUUCAGUACAGCGCAACGCAGAAGGCGACAUACACAGUGCUCCUGGUGGCAAUGUGUCGCGAUGGUUAUGGUUGUUUAAUGGUCUAUGGACGCUCAUCUUCGGCUGGUGGCUGGCCAUCAUCACUUCGGUGGGCGGCGUGAUAUGUCUCUUCUUUGGCUUACUUCAGCCUGGGUCAUCUGGAAGUUCUGAAUAUGGUCGCGUGCUCAUCAAUCUUGCGCAUUAUUUAUUUUAUCCAUUCGGAAAGUACGUUAGAUUGGAGCGAGACGAAGCAUAUCUGCAUGAGGACGAGGGCGAAGGACGAGAUAUUGCCGAGUAUGAACGUUGGCAAGCCGGCGACAUCGAGGAAGGCCGCCUCUUCUUUGGUCCACCGGACAUCAACAGGUCGCUAAUCGGCCGCCGGAGAGAAGAAGUACCCGACCUGGAAGACAACGAAACCGAUCCUUUGCUUGGUAGGACACGCCCAAGUUCUGCUGCUGAACGUGCUCAAGCCAAGACCAAGAAGCGCUUAUUCGGCCGUGGAGAAUGGAAUUUGGGCCGAGUCAUCUUCUUCCUGUCCUUCUACCUCCUCAUCACUCCUUGCUUGUUUAUUGUUAGCGGCAUAUGCUGGUUUUUGGUGUUUACGAUACCUAUGGGUAAAGUCACCCUACUCUUAUUCUACCAUCUCAGGCGACAUCCUCUGGCCAUGAGCUUUCACACGGACAGCCAUUAUCAACGCACACCCUCCAUGCCGCGAGGGAGCAACGAUAGCGUCAUCCUGCUUUGUACAUACCGCGCCGUCGGCAUCAAAUACUGGAAAUAUACCCUUGACGGCACCAACAUCUUCCUCAUCAACCUUCUCGGUCUUGUCUUCUUCGCCAUCUUCGACUAUUUCGUCCUUUACGAAACGUUGCAUAUCAAUGUCUGGAUCACUUCACCGGGAUUCGUCUUCGUCAUCGCUCUUGCCUCCAUCAUUCCGUUGGCGUACUUCAUCGGACAGGCCGUGGCCUCGAUCUCAGCACAAUCGUCUAUGGGAGUGGGAGCUACGAUCAAUGCCUUCUUUAGCACCAUCGUUGAGGUCUUUCUAUACUGUGUUGCGUUGGAUGAGGGUAAAGCUCAGCUGGUGGAGGGCAGCAUUAUUGGCUCCAUCUUCGCAGGUAUUCUCUUCCUCCCGGGUCUCUCGAUGUGCUUUGGUGCGAUCAAGCGGAAGACACAACGAUUCAAUGUCAAAUCUGCCGGGGUCACUUCUACGAUGCUGCUGUUUGCUGUCAUUGGAUGCUUUGGCCCGACUCUGUUCUACCAAUUCUAUGGCUCGCACAUCCUCAAUUGCAAACAGUGUAUCGAUCUUCCCCGCGGAUCGGAGGAGGAACGAGACUGCCGGCGAUGCUACUUCACCCAGGUCCCGGAGAUCAAUGACGAGUUCUUCAACCAAGCAGUGCGCCCGUAUGUCUAUUUCUGCACGGUCUGUCUAUUCCUGUCAUACGUUGUCGGCCUCCUUUUCACCCUUCGCACACACGCCGCUGUGAUUUGGAACAACGAGCCCGAAGAAGAGAGGAAGGCGAAGUAUCUCGAGCAUCAACAGCACCAGCACGUGAGCAUGCCAUACACCGCGGGUCUAGUCUCGGUAGACAGCCAUCAAGCUACCGGUGGAGCAAAGAAGGCAGAUGGCCUCGGCACCCUUGCGAGGGAGGAUAUCAGAUCAAGCCAGAUGUACAGGCGCAUCCUCAACCAGAGUCUGAAACAGGCAGGCAUCAUGCAGUCUCCCACAACGCCAACAUCCUCGAAGAGGGACGACACUGCCAAGCCCGAUGAUCAAGGUCCACCACACAUUGUGCCUCCAAAGAGCGCCGGGAACGACAGCGGUCCUCCAACCGCGACUCGAGUGCAGGGACUCAGCCCAGAAGACAAUCGCGCCCUUGUGCAACAGGUAGCUGAGAUAGCAGCGACUGCUGCCACUGUUGCUGCUCGCGACGCUACCAAAGCUCCUCGCCGAACAAGCGUUAUGGCUACCACGGUGGGUGCUCCUGGCGCCGCAUCGCGCAACGCCUCAUGUAAAGAGCACUCCAAAGAUCCGAACGCCGCUCAUCCACACGACCACGACCUCCCUCCAGACCCAUCUCAUCCUGUAGCCCACGAAGAACAAGGCGGCCAUGGUGGUCACGACGCACCCAACUGGUCUCGCAAGAAAUCCGCCAUCAUCCUGCUCACUGCCACUAUUGCCUACGCUAUCAUCGCCGAAAUCCUCGUGGACACUGUCGACGUUGUCCUCAGUAGCAUCGCCAUUCCCGAAAAGUUCUUGGGCAUUACUCUCUUCUCCCUGGUCCCCAAUACCACCGAAUUUCUCAACGCCAUAUCCUUCGCCGUGAACGGCAACGUCGCGUUGUCCAUGGAGAUCGGGUCAUCAUACGCGUUGCAGGUCGUGCUUCUCCAAGUCCCAUGCUUGGUCCUCUUCACCGCCAUCUACGGCCGCUUCAUCCCGGCGGAUCAAUUACUGAACCACUCUUUCACCUUGAUCUUCCCGCAAUGGGACAUGGUCGUGGUCCUAUUGAGUGUAUUCUUAUUCGGAUGGAUCGUAGGCGAGGGCAAGAGCAAUUACUUCAAGGGUUCAAUCUUGAUCUUCACGUAUCUUGUCGUAGUCGUUGGCUUCUGGUUUGCUGGGUACAAUAGUAUGGAUACCAUGGGCAUCGACCGCUUCGACACGCUGGCGCUUGGCGUCGAGACCAGGAGAUUCCUAACUGUUGGACAUGGAAGGAGUGGCAUCGCGGUUCCUGAGAGGGAGCUUUGA